AUGGCUUCCCGACGGGCUGAUUCUUCAAGGUCGUACUACGACGAUCGCGGAGGGGGUCGUUAUGCGCCCCGCCGCGACGACGACAGGCGCGAUCGGUACGCUCGUGACGACCGACGCGAUGACCGGCGGGACACUCGCCGCCGAGACGACAAAUACGACCGCGGCCGUGAGGACCGCUCCCGCAAUGAGCGUCGCGACCGCGAUGCCUAUCGCCGCCGCUCACGUUCACCAUCACCUCGACGAGAUCGCUCCCGUGACCGCUAUCGCGACGACAGGGGCAAUCGCUAUGGCCGGGUUCGAGACUACGACGACCGUGAUCGCGACCGCGACCGCCGUGAACGCGACAGGCGUGAUCGCGAUGCCGGUCGGCGCAAUGAGCGUCGUGGCAGUGACGAUCGCCGCUCCACCACGUCAGGUGCAGACAUGAGGCCCAGCUCCCGAGCAGGCGACAUCUCUCGCGAAGAGAGGGAGAGGCGUGAACAAGCGAAGAAGAAACUCGAGGAGGAUGCGCAGAAAGAGAAGAUGGCUCGAUUAGAGAAGUGGAAGAAGAACGCCAUGGCGAAGAAGCAGGCGCAGGAGCAAGCUGAGAGCCCUGCGGCUGGGUUGUCCCCCGCUAUCACGUCGCCGGCGACUCCGACCACCGCUUCCACGCCGCCGGCUGGUGAGGCAAAGCAGGAUCUCGCCAAGCCCAAGGUUACCGCGAAGAAAGCUGCUGAGAAGAAGCUUAAGCAGGUUAAGGAGCCUUUCAAGCUUGACCAAUCCGCCGCAGCGCGACCGGCACCAUUCAAGUCUGCGGCCAAGGCUGCUACUACUGCUGCCACCGCUGCCACCUCUGUCACCAACCGCCCCGCCGUACAGGCUCCGAAGACGAACGGCAACAUCGGCUCCUUCGGCCUCAAACCCAAGCCUACCACCGACGAGGCAGAGCCUACCAAGAAAGCGUUGCUUGACGACGAAGAGAACACCGGCAAGCGUUCUCUACAGAUAUUGCCCGACUUCACGCCCAUCGAUACAGCGUCACCCGUGGCCUCUGACGGAGCCGCGAUGAGCGAUAUCGGCAGUGACGACGAAGCAGACCAGGCCCAGCUCCAGGCGCGGCUAGAGAAACGCCGGGUCGAGAUUGCCGAGGAUGCACAAAUGGAAGAAGCUCCAACCGCAGACGAGUCUGGCGAAAAGAUGGACGUUGACGAGUCCGCAGGCGCUCAAGUCGACGAUGUCGACCCCCUCGAUGCGUUUAUGGCUGACCUCACCGACACUCAACCCAACGGUCGGGCUCCGCCAGGUGAAGCCUUGUUCAACGCCGACCACGAGCCCGAGUUAACGGCUGUGGAGGGCGAAGACGGCUUCGCGAUGACCAACAAGAAAAAGAACAAGCGGGAGGUCCCCACCGUCGACCACUCAAAGGUUCAGUAUGAGCCCUUCCGCAAGAGCUUCUAUAGCGAGCCGGCAGAAAUCGCCGAGAUGACCCCCGAAGAAGUCGCUGAUCUACGCCACGAACUCGAUGGCAUCAAGGUGAAACCAGACAACGUACCCCGCCCUGUCACGAAAUGGGCGCAAAUGGGUCUGCUUCAGCAGACUAUGAAUGCCUUUGCCAAAGUCCGCUAUGACAGGCCGACACCGAUCCAAGCCCAGGCAAUCCCAAUUGCAGAAUCGGGUCGCGAUCUCAUCGGCGUAGCCAAGACCGGUUCCGGAAAGACUCUUGCCUUUGGUAUACCAAUGAUACGUCACAUCUUUGCCCAGCGCCGGCUUAAGGCCGCUGACGGUCCGAUUGGCUUGAUUCUUGCACCCACCCGAGAGCUUUCCCUUCAGAUUGUCAAUGAGCUCAAACCCUUUCUCAAGGCCUCGAAUCUGAACAUUGCUUGUGCCUAUGGUGGUGCGCCCAUAUCCGAGCAGAUCGCGAUGCUCAAGCGUGGCAAUAUUCACGUGCUCUGUGCGACCGCAGGUCGUCUCAUUGACCUUCUGCAGAGCAACUCUGGUCGUGUCCUCAACUUCAAGCGGGUCACAUAUGUUGUGCUCGACGAAGCUGACCGUAUGUUUGACAUGGGUUUCGAACCACAGGUCAUGAAGAUCUUGGGUAUCAUUCGCCCUGAUCGGCAGACCAUCCUCUUCUCGGCCACCUUUCCCAAGAACAUGGCGUCCUUGGCCCGAAAGGCACUCACGAAGCCUGUCGAGGUUAUCAUCGGCGGUCGUAGCGUCGUAGCGCCCGAAGUCAACCAGGUCGUCGAACUGGUCAAGCCUUCUUACGAGGCGAAGAUCAAGGUGCUACUACGCGAGAUUGGUACCCUCUUUUCGCAAAACGAGAAUGCUUCCGUGCUCGUGUUUGUCGAGCGACAAGAGACGGCUGAGGAUUUGCUGUCCAAGCUGAUCAAAUCCAAAUACAGCGGUGUGAACACUAUCCACGGUGCUAAAGAUCAGACAGAUCGUUCUGAAGCUAUCAACGACUUCAAACGUGGCGUGCUUCCGAUCCUAAUUGCCACUUCCGUUGCUGCUCGCGGCUUGGAUGUCCCGGGCCUCGCCAUGGUUUUCAACUUCGACUGUCCUACCCACCUGGAGGACUAUGUUCACAGGUGCGGACGUACUGGGCGUGCCGGUCAGAAGGGCACCGCAAUCACUCUCAUUGAGCAGCCUGGUCAAGAACGUUUUGCCAUGCACGUUGCCAAGGCCUUGAAGCAGAGCGGACAGGAGGUACCGGCCGCCCUGCAGAAGAUGUCUGACGAGUUCAACGAGAAGAUUAAGCGUGGCGAAGAGAAAUGGUAUGCCCCCGGCUUCGGAGGUAAGGGGCUUGACAAGUAUGACGAAAUGCGCAAGAAAGAAAAGAGGCGUGAGAAGCGUGCGCUUAACAUCGAAGGGGAAGAGGUGAGCGAUGACGAGCCGGAACUACCACUCCCCAAGACUGUGGAGGCUGCUACGACGACAAACGGAGCAAAGACCACUGAAACCGCCCCUGAGCAGCCGGCUUACAUGCAGCUUCUCAGCAACAAGAUUAUCGUCAACAAGACUGAGCGACCUUCCCCUGGCCCAUCCAAGCCUAUGACCGCCAAAGAGAAGGCUAUGGCAGCAGCCAACAAGGUGGACGGGCGUCUGGGCAAAAAGAACACUAUCCAUCAUGGCCAGCCUAUCGACAAUAAAGGCCCUGAUGCUGGCGCGUUCCACUCUACUAUAGAGAUCAACGACUUCCCACAGAAGGCGCGAUGGGCUGUUACCAAUCGAACCAACGUCGUCAAGAUCUUGGACGGGACCGGAGUCUCCAUCACCACCAAAGGCAACUACUACCCACCAGGCAAAGAACCGGGAGAGAACGAACUGCCGAAGCUCUAUAUCCUUGUCGAAGGAGAGACAGAGAACUCCGUCACUACGGCGAUGAUGGAGAUCACUCGCCUGCUCAGGGAGGCAACCAUGUCUGCGGAGGAUCCUUCGUCGGUCCGCGGACCGACUGGCCGAUACAGCGUCGUCUGA
Molecule: messenger RNA, 3456 nt
Organism: Trematosphaeria pertusa
Lineage: Eukaryota; Fungi; Ascomycota; Dothideomycetes; Pleosporales; Trematosphaeriaceae
Product: P-loop containing nucleoside triphosphate hydrolase protein
Exons: 2
Coding region: 1-3456 (1151 amino acids)
Molecular function (GO): nucleic acid binding; RNA helicase activity; ATP binding
Source: RefSeq, a predicted model, not a curated record